Molecule: messenger RNA, 1662 nt
Organism: Musa acuminata AAA Group (dessert banana)
Lineage: Eukaryota; Viridiplantae; Streptophyta; Magnoliopsida; Zingiberales; Musaceae
Exons: 1
Coding region: 735-1457 (240 amino acids)
Source: RefSeq, a predicted model, not a curated record
AUGUUCUAUGAUGACCAUCAUACAUUCUCCGAGGUACAUGGCAAGACCAAUCAUUCCAUCAACCUGCAACUCCAUGAUGUCAAUGGCACGCACCUGCUUGCUUUCCUUUGCUGCACAUACAUGGCCUGUUCAUCAAUCGACUCUGUUCCUCCUCCCCCUCAAAGUUCAUCUUGAACAUAACAAUUCCAUCUUGACCAUGCUGAGUGUCGAAGCUAAUGAGCUGAAAGAACUCAGCUUUCUGAAUGUUGUCUACCCCCAUCCUCUGCUGCUUGCACGAGACUCGGCAAUGCCAAGUGUGCUUGCUCAACACUAGUCACGGCAAAACAUUCCCGGAGAAAGAAGUGAGGAUAGAAGAGGACAGCGGUGGCUGGCUCUGCAAGCUACGGUCCACAAGCAAUUCCUAGACUCUCUCUCUCUCUCUCUACUGAUUGCUAGUGGAGUGUCCCGAUGGAAGAGUGAGAAGAAGGCAUGAAUUGAUGGGCAAUGCAGCAGUCGUGGACUUGGUUGUCUUCCAGAACCCGACUAUGAUGCCCAGCCAAGCAUAAAGAAGGGAGUAGGAGAAAAGAGGAGAGGGAUAGGUAUCAUGUGACAAGGACUUGGUUCCACUGUUUUGGCAGUACCUACAUAGAUCGAUUGAGGAGAGACAGAGAUACACUUGGGCUGCAGAUCGGGCAAUUUGGCUCGAACCCAACUCGAGUCGAUUCGGGGAAGUCUUCGCCUGACUCGAACCCGACAUGAAGUCAAAGUCAAACAAGUGUACACCUUCACUGCGUGUGUAUAUAAAACCACCACCACCGUCGCCUUCCAUCACGAGAACGCUGCUGACCACCUUCACCAAUUUACCCACGAAUCCGACGGUCAAGAUUCCCCCGUUACUCCCCCGCAUGGCCGUCUCCUCCAAAUCCGACGGCCCAGAUUCAGCCGCCGAGCCCGACGCCGACCACUUCGAGUUCUUCUCCUUCCCCUCACCUCCAGCCAUGUGCGCCGCCGCGGACGUCUUCCUCGGCGGAAAGAUCCUCCCUUUCGGCGCUCCUCCCCCCAAACGAGCUGAAAACCUCAGCGACCUUUGUUGGCAGGAGACCUACGCCGCUUCCGAGUGCUCCCGCCGGCGCCGCAGGUUCUGGGGCGGGCGUGUGAAGGCCGAGUACCGGAGGCUGAGGAGCGUGUCGGACUGCCACGGGAUGCUCCCCCCGCCGGCGGCGAGGCAGCAGCGACCGAGGUGGUACCUCUGCGUGCUCGGGUCGGUGCGGGUGCCGGCGACGAUGGACAUGAGCGACAUCCGGAGCCGGCAGCGCCGGCAGAGCGCGGCGGCGGAGGCGGAGCCGGGGCGAGGGCCGAGCGGCGACGUGGGCCGGGCGACGUGGAGGCUGCUGCGCUCGCUGAGCUGCACGGGGCUGGAGAGCGCCUCCGCCGUCACCGUGCCGUUGCGGUUCGCUGAGCACGUGCAGGACACGUGAACUUUUGUUUCCCGAAACGCGGAGGGGCAUUAUUGGAAGAGAGACCACCGGGGGGCACUACGGGAAGAGGCCCUGCCAUACUUAAAUUCCGAAAAUACCCUUUUCUUGAAAUAUUGAAUUAGAAGGGCAUUGAAUUAGAAGGAAGAGGGAAGCACAAAGAAGUAAUUUACUUGCAUUUAAGGAGGCUUUUUGGUGAUGUUGAUGA